This is a messenger RNA of Argentina anserina (silverweed cinquefoil), 1131 nucleotides long. RefSeq names its product pentatricopeptide repeat-containing protein At4g18975, chloroplastic. The transcript has 6 exons. Bases 157 to 984 code for a protein of 275 amino acids. The record is from RefSeq and is a predicted model, not a curated record. Gene Ontology annotation, molecular function: protein binding. NCBI's taxonomy places the organism in Eukaryota, Viridiplantae, Streptophyta, Magnoliopsida, Rosales, Rosaceae.
GGCGCAAAGCAGUUGCUUCUCGUUAGUCUCAUACACUCUUCGAACCAAAGCCCCUUUGUUGGCGAGCCGCUUGGUCGCCGCAAAUAUGUUCCUCUCUUUCGCCUUAGCCUUCUCUUCGUUUAACUAUUAAGACUGAGAGUUUCUGAGUUUGUACUAAUGUGGAAAUCACCUGCCAUAUCCUAUCUGGUUGGCCAUUUAACUCAGCUUGGAGUUAUUAGGGCCCAAGUUCUGAGUUCUUCAUACAGUACUGUGUCACAAGCACAAGUAUAUAACCUUAGAGAAGGGAAGGCUGUGGUGUCAUCUGAGGAUCAACACCACAACCAAGUUAACAGUCGGAUUCCUGAGAAAAAUGCUGGAGGUGAAAACAGGAACCAAAUCAGAUGGAAUGUUUCGAGAAAGGAUAAGAUCAACUUUCUUGUCAAAACACUACUUAAUCUCAAUGAUAGUAAGGAGGAUGUUUAUGGUACCCUCGAUGGAUGGGUUGCAUGGGAACAAGACUUCCCUAUAGGAAAACUUAGGAUAGCAUUGAUUGCUCUUGAGAAGGAACAGCAAUGGCACCGCAUUAUUCAGGUAAUUAAAUGGAUGGUAAGCAAGGGACAGGGAACCACCAUGGGAACAUAUGGGCAGCUAAUACGUGCAUUAGAUAUGGACCAAAGACCAGAAGAAGCACACAAGUUCUGGCAGAAGAAGAUUGGCAUGGAUCUGCAUGCAGUUCCGUGGCAGUUAUGCAAAAGCAUGAUCUCUAUGUAUUAUCGAAACAACAUGUUGGAGAAUCUCGUAAAGCUUUUUGAGGGGCUGGAAGCUUUUGAUCGUAAACCUCCACAGAAAUCUAUAGUCAGGAAAGUGGCGGAUGCAUAUGAGAUAUUAGGCAGGCUUGAAAAGAAAGAGAGGGUGUUGGAGAAGUACAAUUAUCUCUUCACUGAAGAUCGAUCUCGGAAGAAACCUAAAAAUGCCUUGUCUAAGGAGAAGAAGAAACUAGUUUAGAACUUAUAAUUGAUAGAUUUAUAUCUGACAAUUGUCUUCUAUUGUAAAUGCAUUUUGUAUGACUAAAGGAGAGGUAAAGUAAAAUCGUACAAAAUGAUAUAUUAGAGUGGUUUCAUGAUUCUAUUGCUAGCUUUCUGUUUUGCUGUU